Erigeron canadensis is the source of this 1157-nucleotide messenger RNA. Its product is annotated as ribosome-binding factor PSRP1, chloroplastic. The transcript has 5 exons. The coding region runs from base 16 to 924 and encodes 302 amino acids. Gene Ontology annotation, cellular component: cytosolic small ribosomal subunit. Gene Ontology annotation, molecular function: ribosomal small subunit binding. NCBI's taxonomy places the organism in Eukaryota, Viridiplantae, Streptophyta, Magnoliopsida, Asterales, Asteraceae. The record is from RefSeq and is a predicted model, not a curated record. Gene Ontology annotation, biological process: primary metabolic process; negative regulation of translational elongation.
UUUUCUAACAAAAAAAUGGCAACUUUUUAUACAUCUCCAACUCAAACUUUACAAAUAACAAACACCCAUUUGCCCAAAUCAUGUAAUUCUUCAUCUUCUUCUUCUGCUGCUUCAUCACUCUCUUUUUCAUCAAGUUUCUUGAAAUCAAGUUCAUUUUCCAAGAUUUGUGUUCAGAAUGUUCCUAAAAGUAGUGUGACAAAGCAGAAUAAUGGUUUGGUCAGAAUGUCAUGGGAUGGCCCUUUAUCUUCUGUCAAAUUGAUCCUUCAAGGCAAAAAUAUUGAGUUGUCUGAAUCUGUCAAGAAUCAUGUGGAAGAUAAGGUGGGAAAGGCAAUUCAAAAGCAUAGCCACCUUGUUAGAGAAGUGGAUGUUAGAGUUUCUGUUAGGGGUGGAGAAUUCGGAAAAGGCCCUAAAGUUCGACGAACUGAGGUUACAUUGUUUACAAAGAAACAUGGAGUGAUCAGGGCAGAAGAAGAGGCAGAAACCUUGUAUGCCAGUAUUGAUAUGGUAUCGUCGGUGAUGCAAAGGAAAUUAAGGAAAAUUAAGGAGAAAGAUUCAGAUCAUGGUAGACACAUGAAGGGAUUUGAUAGGCUCAAGGUUAGGGAUCCACAGAUAUAUAUAAAUGAUUCAGUUGCGGUUCCUCAAGAAGAAGAAGAAGAAGAAAUAAGUGAAGGAGUUUCAGAUGAUCUUCUCCCUGAGAUUGUUCGCACAAAGUAUUUUGACAUGCCUCCAUUGACUGUCUCAGAAGCAAUUGAGCAAUUAGAAAAUGUUGAUCAUGACUUUUAUGGCUUUCGCAAUGAAGAAACUGGUGAGAUUAAUAUCUUGUACAAAAGAAAAUCUGGAGGUUAUGGGAUUAUAGUACCCAAAGAAAAUGGUGAAACUGAGAAAGUCGAGAAUGUGGAUGCUGAAAUGCUUAAACAACAUUAGUUUGCAGAAGAAUGACUGGAAGAACAGACUCGUGAACUACAUUAUGAGGACAUAAACAUGUCGCCGUUCAAGAUUUUAAGAUACACUGGAAGUUUUAAAUUUCAAACAUGGUUAUUUUCUUGAAACGGUGUUUUGGGUGUCAUGUAUUUUGUAAGAACAAGGAAACCCGAGUCUGUAUUCUUGAAGUCUUAACUAAGUAAAUAUAGGUUACGUUCCUUCUUCGUUUUCAGAAA